GAGUAUAAUUAGUCAAAAUUGUGACCUUUAUUUAAUUCAAGACCUCCUUUUUCACCUCCAACUCAUUUUUCUCCGCAAACCCACACAAAACAGAGCCCUUUUUGCCAGAAAUCUCCGACUGUAUUUCAGCAAAUGGAAUGUUGGGUACCAUUGUUUCAAAUAUUCUUGAACUCCCCUUGUCCAGAAACCGAGGCAUCCCUAUGGUUACAACAACCUUUCAACCAGCCUGGGGCCACCGCCAUUUCAACAAGCUCCUUUCUUUCACUGCUUACCAGACCCACCGAGAUCACCAUUACCGGUUCUCCUUCUCCAUCUCACACAAAAAGGGUUGUGUGGAUUCAGACUCUACCGAAUGCUGUUCAAGCUCGCAUUUUAACAUUUCUUCUUUAUGAUUGCCGGAGAUUUUGUGAAACAGACUUGUGUCAGCUUGCGGAAACUAUGUUGAAGGAAAGCAAAGAACUUGAUUUUUGGGUUAAGCGGGCUGCACAUCAGCUGCUUGACGUUGUGUCUAGUUCAGCCCAUGAACGGUUGUCCUGCUUGAACUUGGAUUCUGAAGAAGAAAAAAUGGAGGAUGAGUUUAGGUCAUUACCAGAUUGGCUUAAGGAUGACAUCAAUGACAUUGAUUUGAUGCUUCCCUGGCUGCCUAUAUCACAGAAACAGUUCAACUUGGCAAUGCAAUUCAAGAGUUGUGGUGAAUAUGAUGAUCAUAUGACUGAAUUUGAAGAGGAUAGACGAGAAAUUGUGGAUGAAUUCAUUGAGGUGGCUGAUCAAGAAGUGAUUAACGAGGUAGAUGAAUACUUGAAUGCUAAAGUUGAGGAAAUGGCAGUGCGCUUGAAAGUCCCAUUGUUGUAUCUUCAGUCUACUGCUAAGGCCGUGGAAUUGGCUGGGGGAAUUCGUCAACUUUGUAAAGGAGGAAGUCAGUCUUUGGCUAUUUUGGGUAUAAUUGAACCUUGGAGAGUUGAUGAUGAGACAGCUGCAGUUUUAGUGUCCAAUCUUCUAGAUGGGAAUGAAGAUGAACUUGGUUGGCCCAGUCACGUUCUUUGCUCUGUUAUUCUUCCCAAGUUGUUGGUUUUGAAAGAACCAGCUUCUCGUGUAUUAUUAACGGCAACAGUAGAGUACUCUAAGGUUCAUCAGAGAGCUGCUGAGUAUGCACUGCUAUUGCCUCUGAUACUUAGAAUGGAUGGCAUAAAUAGCCCUAUUUGUGACGUGAUAACUAGGAUAGUUAGAGAAUCUUUGCACCGAGGCCAUGUUUCUGCCUUCUGCCAGAAACUUCUCAGUGACGAGGACGAUCUGAAGAAAUUCAUCUGCCUUCCCUGUCAUCAAUGCUUAAUUGGCAAUAAAUUGCAGGGUUCAAACCCGUGACGUGUGCCGCUCCCACUCAUCACCCUGUACUUCUUGGUACUAAACCACAGCUCUGGAUGUUAUUUUUCAAUAGUAAUUAUAAUGAUAUUAAUACCCUUGUGUCAUGCAAUACAAGAGAAAUAUUCUUCCUUGUAUUGGGUUUGUGCGGAUUAGAAAAACUGGGGAUGGAUGUUGAAUAAUUUUGACAUACGUAAGGACAUGUGAAAGAGUUUUAGAAACCCUCCCCCCCUCUCUCUCUCAUUCACAUUUUGUGUACCGUAUUCUAUUUCUUUGAUAAUGUAUUCCUUCAAUUUAUUUAAGGAAGGUGUGGAUGUACCUCAGACAAAACAUAAGUAAUUUAAAAUAUAACGAGUUGGCAAUGGUUGUUCAGGAGAAAUUUGUCUGAGUCUGCAUAUGGGGCUGUCUCACUCUUACUAGAUAAUUAAAUUCAGAGUAUACAUAUAUUGUUUGGUUGAAAGAUUGUUA
Solanum dulcamara is the source of this 1827-nucleotide messenger RNA. RefSeq lists its product as uncharacterized. Gene Ontology annotation, biological process: interstrand cross-link repair. Bases 133 to 1362 code for a protein of 409 amino acids. Lineage: Eukaryota; Viridiplantae; Streptophyta; Magnoliopsida; Solanales; Solanaceae. The record is from RefSeq and is a predicted model, not a curated record. The transcript has 3 exons. Gene Ontology annotation, cellular component: Fanconi anaemia nuclear complex.